This is a messenger RNA of Leptonychotes weddellii (Weddell seal), 450 nucleotides long. The record is from RefSeq and is a predicted model, not a curated record. Lineage: Eukaryota; Metazoa; Chordata; Mammalia; Carnivora; Phocidae.
AUGGACAACAACGAGAUAGAAGAACUGGAUCAGCCGAUCAACACCACCGACCUGCCCUUCCAGAUAGACUGGAACACCGAUUUUCCUCUCAACAUUAGUGUCCCCAAAAUCAGCCUGCAUAGCCUUAUUCUUGACUUUUCAGCAGUGUCGUUUCUUGACAUUUCUUCAAUGAGGGGGCUCAAAACAAUUCUGCAAGAAUUUAUCAGGAUCAACAUAGAUGUGUAUAUUGUUGGAAGUGAUGAUGAUUUCAUUGAGAAGCUUGCACAGUGUGAAUUUUUUGAUGAUGAAGUCAAGGACUCAAUCUUUUUCUUAACAAUCCACGAUGCUGUCUUGCACAUUUGGAUGAAGAAGGACUACAAUGCUUCAAAGUUUACUCCUAGUCAGGAAAAAGAAAGGAAAUUUGAUUUUACCAUAAAUACAAACGGAGGAUUACGUAAUCGGGAAUGUCAG